AUGAGUUCUACCUAUGGGUGGCUAACUGAAAGUGCAUUAGCAAUCGAACGGCCUAUCCCCAUUCGCGGGGUUUCUCAGCAGUCUCAACUUCGCCUGUCAUCCAUUGUCAGGAAGCAGCAGGAGAGUCAGCAACAGCGAGUAGAUGCGCAAAGACCUGUCUUUGUUGAGGCCGCUAAAGAAGGUAGAGUAUUUACGCAUGACGUCCCCUGUUCCCGCAGAUGGACGCGCCCGUCGAAAAAGCCACUGGAUUGGAUUGGGCGACAGUUUGCCGGUAGGAAUGACGGCGUUGCCUUGAGAGAUGCUGCAGACGAACGUGACCGAAUAAGCCACACGCCGGACAUCAAUGCUGUAUCGGCUCACCUGGAAAGGAAAGCAAAGCUCUAUGAUCGACUAGUGGGUGGGCUGGAUCAUAGUGCAUCCGCAUUGCAACUGCUUCAAUUAAAUCAAAAACGCCGCGUUGUCCAAAGAGACACCCCAGUGGUGGGACCAACUGGCCCGCUCCUUUCGACCGAAGCUCUCGCUGCGCUCCUGAACUUUUCCGAAGGUUCUGACGUCUGCCAAGACAACGAGAAGUAA
Eimeria maxima is the source of this 576-nucleotide messenger RNA. RefSeq lists its product as hypothetical. Bases 1 to 576 code for a protein of 191 amino acids. The record is from RefSeq and is a predicted model, not a curated record. Lineage: Eukaryota; Apicomplexa; Conoidasida; Eucoccidiorida; Eimeriidae. The transcript has 4 exons.